This is a messenger RNA of Zea mays, 628 nucleotides long. RefSeq names its product calmodulin-binding transcription activator 3. Bases 61 to 447 code for a protein of 128 amino acids. Gene Ontology annotation, biological process: regulation of transcription by RNA polymerase II. The transcript is spliced from 2 exons. The record is from RefSeq and is a predicted model, not a curated record. Gene Ontology annotation, molecular function: transcription coregulator activity; double-stranded DNA binding. Gene Ontology annotation, cellular component: nucleus. NCBI's taxonomy places the organism in Eukaryota, Viridiplantae, Streptophyta, Magnoliopsida, Poales, Poaceae.
CAUGUACGUGGACAUCAGGUAAGGAAAAACUAUCGGAAGGUAGUCUGGUCUGUUGGCAUCAUGGAGAAAGUCAUACUGAGGUGGAGGAGAAAGGGAAGGGGUCUGCGAGGUUUCCAACCUGAGAAACAACUUGAAGGUCCAUCAUGGCAGAUCCAACCUGCAAAGGCUGAGGCUGAGGAUGAAUAUGACUUCUUGAAGGAUGGCAGGAAACAGGCUACAGGCAGGUUGGAUAGAGCACUGGCUCGUGUGCGUUCCAUGAAUCAGUAUCCUGAAGCAAGAGACCAGUACCGCAGGCUGCAAGCCUGUGUUAACAGCCUACGAGAGUCCCAGGCGAUGCAGGACAGGAUGCUGGCUGAUUCAGCUGGCACCGAUGGGGGUGAUUUCAUGACUGAAUUGGAGGAGCUAUGCCGGGAUGAUGGCGAUGCCCCGAUGUCGACUAUUUCUUGACAUGGAGCUUACUAUAGAUCAGUUAGACAGUGACAUGUUCUUUACCAGACUAGAUGUAAUUUGUUGUUACUAAAUGGUCUCUACUCAUCGUUGAACACCAUAAUAUAAUGAUAUAACAGCUAAUACAUGGACUUCUACAGAUUAUGAUAAUUGAUCAGUAUAAUUUGUGGAAUAAUUAUAU